Molecule: messenger RNA, 1353 nt
Organism: Daktulosphaira vitifoliae (grape phylloxera)
Lineage: Eukaryota; Metazoa; Arthropoda; Insecta; Hemiptera; Phylloxeridae
Exons: 1
Coding region: 1-1353 (450 amino acids)
Biological process (GO): DNA integration
Molecular function (GO): nucleic acid binding
Source: RefSeq, a predicted model, not a curated record
AUGUCACGCAUUGAAGUUGUGUCUCUCCCGCUGGACUACCGAGCUCUUGCUGCAUCUCAAGACACGGAUGAUGAACUCAAACAUUUUACUGACAACAAUUCAUCUCUUCAUUUGGAGAAGGUACUAGUGCCAGGAUCUUCAGCCUAUAUUUAUUGCGACACGUCAACGGGACGCCCACGACCAUUUUUGCCACAACGAUUCCGGCGUCACGCAUUUGAUCAGUUACACAACCUUAGUCACCCCGGUGCACGCGCAACAGCUCACUUAGUUUCAGAACGAUUUGUGUGGCCAGCAAUGAAAAAGGAUUGCCGUUCCUGGGCACGUGCCUGCGUCCACUGUCAGCGAUCGAAAAUAAGCCGACACGUCUCAGCCCCACUGGGAAACUUUGAAACACCUUCACGCCGAUUCAAACAUGUUCAUGUCGAUAUCAUCGGUCCAUUGCCGCCAUCACAGUCCUUUAGGUACUGUCUGACGGUAAUCGACCGUUUCACCCGUUGGCCGGAGGUGUAUCCACUCGAACGUAUAACAGCAGAUGAUGUCACUAAGGGUUUCCUCAAUUGCUGGAUUUCACGCUUCGGAGUACCUCAAUACGUUACGACUGACCGUGGUACUCAGUUUGUUUCAGCUACUUUAAAAACUUUAGCAAAACGUUUUGGUUUUACGCUUCGCCCCACUACCAGUUGGCAUCCUGCUGCAAACGGAUUCGUCGAACGAAUGCACCGACAACUAAAGGCAGCCAUCAUGGCCCACGCAAAAGACUCGUGGACUGAGUCACUGCCUAUCGUGCUUCUCGGAAUACGUUCUGCGUUUAAGGAAGACUUAAAAGCCACGUCUGCGGAACUUGUUUAUGGUGAGCCUCUUAAUCUUCCUGGUGAUUUCUUCACAGACAAGCAAGAUAAUAGCAGUACGAACGACCCUACUAGCUUACUAGAUCGUCUUCGCAGUGUUAUGAAUAAAAUUCGUCCAGUACCUGCAUCUCGCCACUCAAAUCCACGAUCAUUUGUUUUUGCGGACCUUAAGGACUGUUCACACGUAUUUCUCAGGGAGGGAGGUGUCCGAGCAGCACUUCAACCGCCAUAUCAAGGUCCCUUCGAAGUAAUUGCCCGAAAUGACAAAACGUUCACAAUAAAAGUUCGAAAUCAAUCAGUUACGGUGACGAUUGAUAGAGUAAAACCUGCCUACCUCAUGGUGAACGAAAGCACAACCGUUAGCCAGGCACAUGCUCCACCAGCAACUGCCCCGGAUACGACCAAACAGAAACAACCGCCUAAUACCGAUCCAUCAACACAGCCAGUACGAACAACUCGCUCAGGCCGCCGAGUCAGAUUCCCGGACAUUUUUGACCCUAGCUAA